GUGAAAUCAUCACCGACUGCGUGUUGUUACAACAAAGGCUGUUUGUACUGCUGUUGAUGGCUAAAUAAAUGAGCGUGUAACGAGGAGCGUUUACUUCACACUGCGUUAAUGUAGCAGUGUAAGGACAAGCACUACACUUAGUACAAUUAAUAAUAAUUGUGAAGUGAAGAAAAGAAAAGAAGAAUCUGUCCGGGGAUUUAAAUCAUUUCAAAGUAGUAGAAGAUGUCCUGUGUGAGAGCUGUGAGAGGUCUGGCACCCGUCUGUGGCUUUCAGUCUCUCGCUGUUUUAUCUCGUCGUGUCAGUUUCUCUCCGCGCCAAGUCGCAUCGGAUGCCAGUUUUCACUCUGUGUCCUUUUCUGAAUCUGAUCAUCCCAGAGUUCUCAUUACCGGAGGUCUGGGUCAGCUGGGAGUAGGGCUCACCAAACUGCUCAGGAAACAGUUUGGAAAAUAUAAUGUAAUUCUGUCUGAUAUCAGGAAACCUCCAGCUCAUGUUUACCAAAGCGGUCCAUUUAUAUAUUCGGACAUUUUGGACUACAAGAACUUGCGUGAGAUUGUUGUAAACAACCGCAUCUCCUGGUUGAUACACUACAGCGCCCUACUGAGUGCAGUCGGAGAGGCCAAUGUGUCCCUCGCCCGUGAUGUUAACAUCACUGGGUUGCACAAUGUUCUUGAUGUCGCAGUAGAACAUGGGCUCCGUCUCUUCAUCCCCAGCACUAUUGGAGCCUUUGGCCCCAUGUCCCCUCGUAACCCAACCCCGGAUCUGUGCAUCCAGCGCCCACGAACCAUUUACGGAGUGUCCAAGGUUCACGCUGAGCUAAUGGGAGAGUAUUACCAUCACAGGUAUGGUCUUGACUUCCGCUGUCUCAGAUACCCAGGAAUAAUUUCUGCAGACUCUCAACCCGGUGGAGGAACUACAGACUAUGCUGUUCAGAUCUUCCACGAUGCUGUGAAAACGGGUAACUUUGUGUGCAAUCUGAGGCCGGACACGAGACUCCCCAUGAUGUUCAUUGAUGAUUGUCUGAGAGCCACACUGGAGGUUCUGGAAGCUCCUGCUGAGGCGCUGUCCAUGCGAACGUACAACAUCAGCGCCAUGAGCUUCACUCCAGAGGAGCUGGUACAAGAAAUCAGGAGGCACCUGCCAGACCUGCAGGUCACCUACGAGACUGACCCAGUUCGACAAGCCAUUGCUGACAGCUGGCCAAUAGUCUUUGAUGACAGCAAUGCCCGCAGUGACUGGGGCUGGAAACACAACUAUGGUUUGCCAGAGCUGGUUCAGACGAUGCUCAACUUCACUGGCUCAAACUUCAGAAUGCUUCGAGCCAACUGAACACCAUCUGCCAUCAUAUGUCUGAGUUUAGCUAAGGUGUCUGGGACCUAAUGGAACGGAUGGUAAUUGGGCUCUGCAGUAUACUAUGUAAUGCACUGAGAUUAAUGAAGGUCAAAUAUUUUCUUUAUUUUUCCAUAUGUAGCACAUAUUUGCACACUUUUCCUGGUGAAGUAAACCAAAAAUUUACAAGGUUCAUUUAUAUCCUUAUUCUCCUCAAUCGUCUUAAUAACCUUCCUGAUUAUAUAUUAUUUAAUCCUAAAUUUGUUUUGUGGAAUCUUCCUUUUCUGUAGCAAUCAGUUUAAACUAAUUUAGUUUUUUAUCAGUGAAUUUACUAAAUUCUGAACUAUAGGUCAUUUUUUCUGCUAGAAUAAUUUAUACUUCUGUUUAAAUGUUUGGGGUGAGAAAGAUUUUUUUAAUCUUGACAGAAAUUAAUUUUAUUGGGACAGUGAAGACUGGAGUAACGAUGCUGAAAAUUCACUUAUACAUCACAGAAAUAAAAUACAUUUUAAAAUAUUUAUUAUUUUAUUUAUUAUAUAUUAUUAUAUUAUUUGUUAUUAAUAUUAUUACAACUAGUUAAUGGUGAGAACUGGUAGAAAUAUGGUGCUAUUCCUGAAAGGCAUUAUUAGCCUCUUUUGGUUUUAUUAAAAUAACCUAAUAACCUCGUGUAGCUGGAUUAGUUUUUGUUUUGUUUUUUGUAGUUGAGGGAACAUUUGAUCUAAUUAUAAAGACUUGACAUAUGUAACUCCACAAUAUAUAUUUCUGUAUCUUUGAUGUUUGGUUUAGUUAUUAAUGUAAUGCCAGCAAGAUUAUUGAAUAAAUUUUUUAUCAUUUGAGAAUCACUGUGUCUCCUUCAUUUGAUGCAAUCUCUACAACCUUGGCUUGAUUUUGGUCAGAUGAAAUUGCAGAAACAGUUUUAAAAGUAGUGAAACCUCACUGCCAAAAUGUUCAUAUGCUUAAUGAAAUGCAGUCAAUAAAUCCAGAGCUGCUGCUAGUUUCUGUGAUCACUGCAAAUCUUUAGGAACUUCUUGGGAUGUAGGUGUGAAU
Cyprinus carpio (common carp) is the source of this 2370-nucleotide messenger RNA. Its product is annotated as L-threonine 3-dehydrogenase, mitochondrial-like. Gene Ontology annotation, biological process: L-threonine catabolic process. Gene Ontology annotation, molecular function: L-threonine 3-dehydrogenase activity. NCBI's taxonomy places the organism in Eukaryota, Metazoa, Chordata, Actinopteri, Cypriniformes, Cyprinidae. The record is from RefSeq and is a predicted model, not a curated record.